AUGUGCAGGUUGAAGAUGCUGUGUCCUGCGUGGUUAUUGGCUGUGGCCAUGUUGGGCGUGGUCAGAGGGGUGAAAGGUCAAUGCUGGGAGAACCCUCGCUGUCAAGACCUCAGCUCUGAAAACAACUUCCUGGUGAGCUAGAAAUGUUGCAAAGAAAGAGCAGAAUGUUUUCCAAAUGUUGUAAGCUCAAGUAUGUAAGAGAGCGGUUACAACUGAGAGUGUUAUUUUACUGUUACCCAUCUAACCUCUCCUCUCCUCUCCUCUCCUCUCCUCUCCUCUCCUCUCUCCUCUCCUCUCCUCUCCUCUCCUCUCCUCUCCUCUCCUCUCCUCUCCUCUCCUCUUCCUCUCCUCUCCUCUCCUCUCCGCUCUUCUCUCCCUCCUCCUAUCCUCCUCCCAGGAGUGUAUCCAGCUCUGUCGUUCUGACCUCACUGCCAAAUCUCCCAUCUUCCCUGGCAAGGUGCAUCUCCAAUCCCCUUUCCCCUCCGACCCUGACUCUCCUCUCCCCUCCUCCCCUCUGUCCCUCCUCUCACCACCCUCCCCCCUGUCCCCCUCGGAGCAGCAGAACAGCGUGUCCCCCCAGGCCAAGCGUUCCUACUCAAUGGAACACUUCCGCUGGGGAAAGCCUGUGGGCCGUAAGCGCCGCCCGGUGAAGGUCUACACCAACGGUGUGGAGGAGGAGUCCUCCGAGGCCUACCCCAGCGAGAUGAGACGAGAGCUGGAGGCUGGGGCUGCGGAGGGGGGCGAGGCAGAGGGCCUGGGGGGCGAGGCAGAGGGCCUGGGGGGUGAGGCAGAGGGCCUGGGGGGGGUGUUUAGUCUUCAGGAGAAGAAAGACGGCUCGUACAAGAUGAACCACUUCCGCUGGAGCGGACCACCUGCCAGUAAGCGCUAUGGAGGGUUCAUGAAAAGCUGGGACGAGCGCAGUCAGAAACCACUGCUCACGCUGUUCAAAAACAUUAUCAUCAAAGAUGGACAGCAGAAGAGAGAGCAGUGA
Messenger RNA from Coregonus sp. 'balchen', 991 nucleotides. The record is from the annotation of a GenBank genome assembly. NCBI's taxonomy places the organism in Eukaryota, Metazoa, Chordata, Actinopteri, Salmoniformes, Salmonidae.